Messenger RNA from Eucalyptus grandis, 1680 nucleotides. RefSeq lists its product as uncharacterized. Bases 196 to 1389 code for a protein of 397 amino acids. The record is from RefSeq and is a predicted model, not a curated record. Gene Ontology annotation, cellular component: chloroplast. The transcript has 6 exons. NCBI's taxonomy places the organism in Eukaryota, Viridiplantae, Streptophyta, Magnoliopsida, Myrtales, Myrtaceae.
GUUCAUUCAUGCUCCUUCCGCCGCCUCCACCACCACCACAAGCCGUCUCUCUCUCUCUCUCUCUACACGAGCCCAUUCCAUCCUUCCGUCACCCAAGAAAAUAAUAUCUCCCUCCUAAAGUUCGCUCCUUUCCUUCCUCUCUCCCCCAAGAAAUCCUCUCUCCUCCUCCUCCUCCAACGGCAUUGGCUUCCUUCCAUGGCCACCGCCGCGACCCUCUUCCUCUUCCAGCCCAGGCUCCCCGGGUCCGGCCGCAAGUCGCCGCCUUGCCUCCCCGGCGCCCGCCGCGUCCGCCUCGGCACCCGCGCUCCGAGCUUCGGCCCCGAAUCCGUCCGCGGCCGCCGUGGCGUCGCCGGGUGCUCCGCGCGGCGCGGGGACCCGCCCGCCGCGGCCCCGAGCGGCUCGGGCGCGGAGGAUCGUCGGCGGAACCCGCUCGAGGUCGUCCUGAGCGCGGUCGCCCGGGCCCUGGAGUCGCUCAAGAGGCCCGCCGUCGCCGCGAUCCUGCUCGGCCUGCUGCUCGCCUACGAUCCUAACUCCGCAUUGGCCGCCUCCGGCGGGAGGAUGGGCGGGAGUUCGUUUUCGUCGUCGCGAUCGUCGUCGUCGUCGUCGUCGUCUUCGAGGAGCUAUACGACGAGGGCGCCCAGCCCUAGCAUUCCGUACUCGGCUCCGUAUUACGCGCCCUCGCCGUUUGGUGGAGCCUACGUGGGGCCGGCGGUCGGGGUCGGAGUGGGCGCGGGGUCGAGCUUCUUCUUGAUAUUUAUGGGCUUCGCCGCGUUCCUUCUGGUCUCGGGCUUUCUCUCGGAUCGGUCUGAGGGCGGCGUGCUCACCGCGACGGAGAAAACGACUGUGCUCAAGCUGCAGGUGGGAUUGUUGGGCAUGGGAAGGUCACUUCAAAGAGAUCUUAAUAAGAUAGCGGAUGUUGCAGAUACAUCCUCAUCUCAGGGUCUUAGCUACGUCCUGACUGAGACGACACUUGCUUUACUCCGUCAUCCUGAUUACUGCAUCUCCGGUUAUUCAUCCGUGGAUGUGAAGCGGAGCAUGGAGGAUGGGGAGAAGCGUUUCAAUCAGCUGUCAAUUGAAGAGCGAGGGAAAUUUGAUGAAGAGACACUUGUUAAUGUGAACAACAUAAGAAAACAAAGUACCACCAGCCAGAGAUCUAGUGGAUUUAGUAAUGAGUACAUAGUGAUAACCAUUCUAGUGGCUGCUGAAGGAGUCCAUAAAUUGCCUUCCAUUAAUGGUGGUGGAGAUCUGAAAGAAGCCUUGCAGAAACUUGGGUCCAUUCCCUCUAGCAAAAUACUAGCAGUUGAGGUGUUGUGGACCCCUCAAAAUGAAAAUGACACACUGUCAGAGAGGGAGCUUCUCGAAGAUUACCCAUUACUGAGGCCUUUAUAAGAUAUAUGAUGAGGCUUUUUCAGAGGUAUGAUCCCAGUCAAAGUUGUAUGCUUGGAGUGUUUUGUAUAGAAUAGGUCCUGUAUAGUAUACAAAAUGAAUAGGUUAAUACCAUUAAAUUUUUGUAAUCGAGCUGCCAAGGUACAGGCUUUUAUUUUCUCCCUACCAGCUCCAUGACUUUAAUGCCUGUGAGUUGUAUCUUCCAAGGCUUGAGCUUAUGAGAUACAGAAUGAAGUUUUUGUAUCUUGAUUUUCUUGCCAGAUGAAUGGGAUUUCCUGAAGUAGUUAAUCAAAA